AGAAACAGCAGCGUCAACAAAUCAGCGCGUGGGUGCUUAGCUAGCAAGUUAGCUUUUCGGCUAGUCUCACAUAACGAGUUUGGCGUUAGUUAAAAGCUGAUUAGGCAGCAAGUUAGCUUGUUUCUCCCGUGUCGUGCUGUAAAUACCAGUGUAACUGUGUUAACGUUUAUAAUGUAUACACAGUUAUCCUGACCUAUUGCGACAUGGACGAGUCGGACAUCGCACCAAUCAUUCCCGGAGAUGUUCUCAACGCCACAUCAGCUGACGACCCGCUGUCGAACGACGACUCAUUCGGCCACCAAGAGGAGGCUGUUAACGAUGUAUCCACCACCCGCUCCGUUCGACCACCGUUUACGUGCCCGCUGCCGGUGGCGGUGGAGCCGGUGAUGUUCCUCUCCAUGUUCUCUCUGGCCCUGCAGGCACCGCUGGUCACUCAGUAUUUGUGGGACCGCAUCAGUGAAGAUCUCGGCUAUAACGGCUCCAAGAGGUCGGAGUGCAGCAACAGCUCCGUACCCCUGGACCCUCUUCAAAAGGAGGUGGAAACCUUAACAGCCCACUGGAACCUGUACAUCAACCUGUGGGGUUUCUCUUUAGGCCUGUUCAUGGUGCCUUUCCUGGGCUCAUGGAGUGACCUCGCAGGUCGCAGGCCAGUUCUCAUUCUCCCCAACCUUGGCCUGGCCCUGCAAGCAGGGGUUUACCUAGUGGUGAUGUAUCUGAAGCUGCCUGUGGUCUACUUUCUAGUAGGCAGGCUGCUCAGUGGCCUUUCAGGUGAUUUUAACACUAUCCUUGCAGGCUGCUUUGCAUACAUGGCAGAUACCAGCAACAGAAGGUCCCGCACCUUCAAGAUGGCAGUGCUAGAGGCCUGUCUGGGACUUUCAGGAAUGCUUGCCAGCAUAAUCGGAGGGCAGUGGCGGCAGGCACAAGGAUAUAUCAACCCCUUCUGGCUGGUCCUGGCCACCAACUUGGCUUCAGCUCUGUACGCAUACCUGUUUGUUCGUGAGUCUGUCCUGCCAGACCCAAGUGCAAAGCUCUUCACCACUCGUCAUCAUAAGGCCAUCUGGCACCUCUACUCAACAGGAGGCAGCAGCAGCAGCGAGGACAGUGGGAGAUUUCACAGAUGCAAGCUGUGGCUUUACACGCUGUGCUUCUUUCUGGUGGUGGCUGUGCACUCCGGCAGCAGGGAGCUGUUUGUGCUGUAUGAGCUAAGCUCGCCGCUGUGCUGGGGCCCCACCCUCAUUGGAUAUGGAUCAGCAGCUCAGCACUUGUCCUACCUGAGCAGUCUGUUGGGACUGAGGGUCAUGCAGUACUGCCUAGAGGACUCCUGGGUGGCUCUUGUGGCUCUGGCCUCCAACUUCAUCGGGCUGGUGGUCUUCUCUGUAGCUGACACCACCCAGCUCAUGUUCACAGGUUAUGGUCUGUCUUUCCUCCUCAUGGCUGUAACGCCUGUGAUCAGGUCAAAGCUGUCCAAGCUGGUGGACCCAUCAGAGCAAGGUGCCCUGUUUGCUGCCGUUGCCUGUGUGGAGAGCUUAUGUUAUCUGGCAGGAAGUGGUGUCUUCAACUCCCUGUACCCAGCUACCCGCCAUUUCAUGAAGGGCUUCACCUUCAUUUUUGCUGCCUUAAUCCUCUUCAUCCCUGCUGGAAUCAUUUGGACGCUGCAGUGUUUAGACCAGAGGAGGCACCGCAGAGACUCCAGAGCAUCCUGAACUGAAGCAAGACAGAGGGCAGGAAACUGCGAGAGUUCAAGUUUAACCUAAUGUCAAUGUGUGUACCGAGCAGCUCUGACACAGAGACAUCCAUGAUGCUGGGCGAGUUCGUAUGAACCCAGUGAAAGGACAGCCAACUGCUGUUAGCGCACCCACCCUUUCAGCUGGUUACACCAAAGCAUAAGGAAUCAGCCUCCUGACUGACAUCACUGAAAAGUCUCUUCUGUCUUAGUAAUUACACAUUAAACCCUGGGGCUUUGUCAGAUCUUUGCUGGCUCUGAAAACUUCAUCAUGGGAUUCAUGAACAAAACUAGAUAUACUGUGAUUUGAUACAUUUUCUGUGUGAUCAAUGCCAAAGAAUGUGCCUGUCAGGUCUAUUUUAAUGUAUUCAUUUCAGUCGCUCUACAGAUUGUGGUGCUAAACAUGAGAGGAAACUCAACAAUCACCUGACAUGUGCAGGGUUCCUAAUUCAGUAAUCAAUAAAGCUGCAUUUUCACUUUCAGAACCUAAUAAACUGUAUAAUCCACUGGCUUUUUUCCUGAGACUAUGAGCAGUUUAUCAAGCAGCUCAUAGAACAGAAUGCAAACUUGCAGAAAGGGGACAUCCAUUCCCACGGUCCACUCACCGAAGUCCUUGUUUUAUCUGUACACCAGCAAGUGAAGUCACCCCUAAACCAGCGGGUGUGUGUUUACACACCGUGCUUGUAAUGCUAAUGCUUGUGCCAUGAAGAUAGUGACAUUUAAUCAAUCACGCCCCCUUCCCCAUCACGUUCCUGAAACUUGAUUUUAGUACUACCUCCUGUAGCUCCUCCAAAGCAGGUGGAGGGCAGUGGGAACAAAUGCAGAGCCCAGGACGAGCACUAGGUGUUGUACAAUUUAAUCCACCCAUUUUAUUGGAUAACUAGUUAUUGUAGAUUAAUAGGGCAAAUGAUAAUCAACAAAUAAAUCAUGAUAUAUUAUAGGUUAAGAUAAGUAUUUACUGAGCCCUGGGAGAAAAAGACUACUUAGCAGUAUAUCACCAUGUUAAUGUGUGCCCCAUUUAACCAGCUGCAACAUUAAAGGAAUGCAUCUAUUAUUGCUGUACUAUGGUAUACACUAUUCUCAAAUGGGCAAUUCUGCAUAAUCACUUUCAAAUACUGUGAGCAUGUGUUGAUGUUAAUACUUUUUAAUAUUUCAAAUCCAGGUCAGGACCAUUUUUCUAUUGUGGUAUUGCUGAAGUAAAAGAUCUGAGCACUUGUACACUGUCUGUUUGCAUGUUUGAGUGGAGAGUCACAGCAGAGGUUUAUAAAACCCUCAAAGAGUCACUACUGGAGAUUCGUGGCAUCAUCCUGGAAGCAGAGAGAUCAUCUGUGCUGAACAUGUCCAAAACUAUCAGCAAUGCACAGCAGAGAGAGCGACAGUGUAGCAGCAGCUGGGAAUUACCGAGUUACACCAUGUCCCUCCUCUUUACAUCUCCAGGAAGAGUCCCCCCCUCCCCACCACUACUACCACCAUAAACUACACUGGAUAGUCCCAGAGCACAAGCCCACAGCCAACAUGCACACUGAGGUCAGGUCCUAGUUGCACACUGAGGGAAAUCGAGCUGCCAUAUUGGUUUUAAAAUGCACAAAGGGAGGAUACUAGGUUAAGUGAAUGAUUAAUGGAACUGUUGUGAACUGAUCUGCACCAAGAUGAUUUUUAACUCUGCUGCAGUUUGGUUGGAUCAUGUAGCCAAAGCCGUUCUGUAGACAUACUCCGUAGCACAACAUAAUCACUUGUGCAGUAUUAAUAAGUUGGGAUAAUGUGGUUUAUUGAAAUAGAAUCAGAUCAUUUUGGACUGUUUGUGAUGAAGAUGUUUCUGUUCAUACAUCAGACAAAAAGAAAUGUAUUCAAAUA
Messenger RNA from Monopterus albus (swamp eel), 3577 nucleotides. It is a transcript of the gene slc46a1, whose product is annotated as solute carrier family 46 member 1. The coding region runs from base 204 to 1703 and encodes 499 amino acids. Gene Ontology annotation, biological process: transmembrane transport. NCBI's taxonomy places the organism in Eukaryota, Metazoa, Chordata, Actinopteri, Synbranchiformes, Synbranchidae. The transcript is spliced from 6 exons. The record is from RefSeq and is a predicted model, not a curated record. Gene Ontology annotation, cellular component: plasma membrane. Gene Ontology annotation, molecular function: transmembrane transporter activity.